AUGGCCAUCUCACCUACCCAAUUCGCUGUUACCACGCGGCAAUCGGCCAAUUGGGCCGACGCGAGAAGCAGAGUGCUUACAGCCUAUCGGGCAUGGAUUCGGGCGGCGCCUGAGAUCCAGACCAUGUACUCGAUCCCCCAACCCGUCUCCGCCAUCCGCACCCGCAUCAGACAGGAGUUCGAGCGACACAGAUUCGUCAACAAGCUCCCCGUUGUCGAUAUGCUCCUUUUGCAGAACAAUGCCGACUACCAAGAAACCAUGAACUUCUGGCGUCAAACCACACACUUGAUGAACUACUUCAAGGAGGAGAACUUCAGAGGCGAGAAGAUCCUGCCCUCAAACUUUGUUUCCGGUUUCCUGGAGGGCCGCAACUAG
This is a messenger RNA of Podospora anserina S mat+, 375 nucleotides long. RefSeq lists its product as uncharacterized. Gene Ontology annotation, biological process: response to oxidative stress. NCBI's taxonomy places the organism in Eukaryota, Fungi, Ascomycota, Sordariomycetes, Sordariales, Podosporaceae. Bases 1 to 375 code for a protein of 124 amino acids. The transcript has 5 exons. The record is from RefSeq and is a predicted model, not a curated record.